This is a messenger RNA of Armigeres subalbatus, 2279 nucleotides long. RefSeq names its product protein O-mannosyl-transferase TMTC4 (gene Tmtc4). Gene Ontology annotation, molecular function: mannosyltransferase activity; protein binding. Lineage: Eukaryota; Metazoa; Arthropoda; Insecta; Diptera; Culicidae. Gene Ontology annotation, biological process: endoplasmic reticulum unfolded protein response; protein O-linked glycosylation via mannose. The coding region runs from base 113 to 2239 and encodes 708 amino acids. The transcript has 5 exons. Gene Ontology annotation, cellular component: endoplasmic reticulum. The record is from RefSeq and is a predicted model, not a curated record.
CUGUCAAAUUAAUUGUUUGUGUGUUGCUUCAUUGUAUCUUUUUAAACAUUUUCCAACAUAAGCAAAAGCAUUUUAAUGAUUUUACCGGAUUUAACAUGUAGAUUUUAUAAAAAUGUAUUUUAACCCAGUUGCACAGCUUCCCUCGAGAGUGACGUCUUUUUUACAGUAUUCCCUGCUGGUUUUGCUGUCCUCGUUGUGCUACUUCUUCACCCGCCGAGGUCAGUUCGUGUUCGAUGAUUCGGUGGCCGUGGUCAAGAAUGUGGACGUCACCAACUGCAACACCACCUGGCAGACACUGAUGCAGCACGACUUUUGGGGUGCAAAUCUGACGGACAAGAACAGCCAUAAGUCUUUCCGUCCGCUGACGGUACUGACCUUCCAGCAAGAGGUCCGUCUGUUCGGAUUGGACGCAACCCAGAUGAAGACCACCAACUGGAUGCUACACACAUUGAUUGGGGUGCUGUUGCCACGGUUCUUUCAAGUGGUCAGUUGGAGGAGGCGAAGACGUUUUGGGAAGCAAUGGAGGAUGGAGUACUGGGCUGCUGUACUGUUUGUGGUACAUCCGAUUCAUACGGAAGCAGUAUCCGGAAUUGUAGGCCGAGCAGAACUGCUGGCCACCGUGGGAUUUGUGCUGGCUGUGAUGAUUUACGGGAGAUUGCUCAAAGAUCGAGCAACUCUUGUUGAACAUGUAGUAGUUUUAACCACAGUAUUUAUUUUAACCGCAACAUCAGUAUUAUGCAAGGAAACUGGAAUUACUAUAUUGGCAACCUGCGCCAUUAUCGAUAUCUUGAAACAUAUCAAUCUCAAACAUCCCAUUCAUACAUUCCUCAGCAACAAACCGCUCAUCAUCAGAACCAGCAUCCUAUUCACGUUAACAUGCGUCCUAAUCUACGCCCGUCUAAGCGUCCAAAAUUUCGCGUCCCCCCAAUUCCGCGACAAGGACAACAUUGUAGCGUUUAGCCACGGUCCCACCAAGUUUCUCUCGCAGAACUACCUGUACUGUCUAAAUCUAUGGCUCCUUCUGUGCCCCGAUUGGCUUAGCUUUGACUGGGCGCUGGAAUCGAUUCCGCUGGUUAAAUCGUUUCGUGACUACCGCGUCACGUUCAUUGUGAUAUUCUACGUCUUCCUGGUGGCGCUCCUAGUCCGCAGCCGCCACCAACCUCGUGCACUGACAGGACUCGCACUGAUGAUCAUUCCAUUUUUACCAGCUUCGGGAAUCAUUCGGGUGGGAUUUGUGAUUGCUGAACGGGUUCUCUACAUUCCUUCGCUCGGAUUUUGCUAUCUCGUUUCGUACGGAUUUACUAAAUUGUAUGAGAAGUUAGACAUACGAUGGGUUAGAAUAGCGAUCGGAACUGGAUUUCUACUGCUUAUCAUAACAUUUGUUUUAAGAACUGUCCAACGCUCAGCGGAGUGGGCCACCGAGCAUAGUCUAUUUCGUUCGGGGCUACGCGUGGUUCCGAACAAUGCCAAAGUGCACUACAAUAUUGCCAAAUUGGCCACGGAUCAAGGCGAUAAGGCAACUGCCUUCAAGUUUUACCAUCAGGCGCUGGAUCUUUAUCCAGAAUACGAGGUGGCUCACAUGAAUUUGGGCAAUUUGUACAGCGACGCGAAAGAUUACCGCCGGGCUUUGAGACACCUGCAGAAGGCCAUUAAGUAUCAUGAGGAUUUCCACACGGCGUGGAUGAAUCUGGGAAUUGUGCACGCAGCGUUGAAGAACCACAAGGAGGCGCUGGUCAGCUAUCACCGGGCGAUGAAGACCAAAAAGCACUAUCCCAAUUGUAUGUUCAAUUUGGGAAAUUUGUACAACGAUAUGGGAAACCACACCCUAGCCCUAGCGACCUGGAACGAAACCGUACGCCAAGACCCCAAGCAUGUAAAAGCUUGGAACAACAUGAUUAACGUUUACGACAAUGCCAACAUGAACGAGCAGGUACUCGAAGUAACUGCUCGCGGCCUCAAGCAUCUACCAAACAACCCGAAUCUGCUGGCGGCCCGAGCCAUCGCACUGGCCAAAUUGGGAAACUUUCUGGAUGCAGAACACAUCUACAGCGAUCUGAUCGCAAGGCAUCCCGACGAGGAGAAGUACCUGCAGAACAUGGGAGUUCUGUACCACCGUUGGCGAAAACUAGACCAGGCCGAACGGAUGUAUCGGAAAGCGUUGAAGAUCAACCCACACUCGGAGAUGGCUCGAAAUAACCUCUCCAAACUGCUGGCCUCUCGCCAGAAAACAAGCAAUUAAAUUUUGACACUCAAAUAUACUCAAAAGUUUUAACAUUCCA